AUGGGGUUUUUCUACGACAACAGCGUAAUCGUGCUGAUUCAAAAGGUGUUCAGACGGCCUGCGGACGUGACGAUGUGGCUUUUUACCGGGAUGAUCGUCGUGGGCACCCUUUACACGAUGAUCGCUGUGGGGCCGCAGCCCAAGCCACGCAGAGACCGUUAA
This is a messenger RNA of Lachancea lanzarotensis, 162 nucleotides long. It is a transcript of the gene MIN6, whose product is annotated as LALA0S02e10770g1_1. Bases 1 to 162 code for a protein of 53 amino acids. The transcript has a single exon. The record is from RefSeq and is a predicted model, not a curated record. Lineage: Eukaryota; Fungi; Ascomycota; Saccharomycetes; Saccharomycetales; Saccharomycetaceae.